Oryzias latipes (Japanese medaka) is the source of this 827-nucleotide messenger RNA. RefSeq names its product hypocretin (orexin) neuropeptide precursor (gene hcrt). Lineage: Eukaryota; Metazoa; Chordata; Actinopteri; Beloniformes; Adrianichthyidae. The record is from RefSeq and is a predicted model, not a curated record. Gene Ontology annotation, cellular component: perinuclear region of cytoplasm. Gene Ontology annotation, molecular function: type 2 orexin receptor binding; neuropeptide hormone activity; type 1 orexin receptor binding. Gene Ontology annotation, biological process: neuropeptide signaling pathway; temperature homeostasis; response to starvation.
AUGAUGUGGACCACACAGAACUAUAUAAAAGACCUCCGUUUGCUCCAUGAAGUGAUAAGAAAACUAGACUACCUUUAACACCAGACAGAAGAUGUGGGACCCCUCAAACGUCUACAGAGCAGCUGGAAUGGAGACGUCCAACAGGAAAUCCCUGGCCCUCGUGUUGAUGCUGCUCCUGUCUCAAGCGGACUGUGACCCUCACAGUGUGGCCGAGUGCUGCAGAAAACCGUCUCGGUCCUGUCCCCUUUACGCGCUGUUCUGUGGCUCUGGCAAUAAGAGUUUUGGUGGAGCCCGUGCAGGAGAUGCUGCUGCUGGGAUCCUCACUCUGGGAAAGCGGAACGAGGAGGAGCAUCGCCUGGAAAGUCGACUCCAGCAACUUCUUCACAGCUCCAGGAACCAAGCAGCAGGAAUCCUGACCAUGGGGAAGAGGACUGAGGAGAUGGCAGGGGAGGAGUACAUGAAGUGGUUGGCCCUGUCUAAAACCACUAUCGUGACACCUUUUCCUUUCUAAAAUAAAUGAUACUAGGACAGGUAUUUAAAAAAACUGAAGAGGUCACUGUCACUUCUUUUCUUCUGGACAGACUCUUUCCUUUAUUUUCUUACAUUUUUCUUUUACAAGGCGAUGUCGGAAAGCUCCACAAAUGUGUCUCAAAAGGUUUGGUGACUCAAUAAAAAUCAUUGUGCUGACUGUAAAUCAUUUGAGUUUGUGUGAUUAAGGAAGGAAAAUACUUUUCUUCUAUAAUUAUAGACUGGAGAUUAAAUCAAAAAGUCAUUGUAAAUCUGAAGUGUGUGAAAUAUCUCGAUCAAUGAAGUAAAAGGCUUCUUCU